Molecule: messenger RNA, 470 nt
Organism: Paraglomus occultum
Lineage: Eukaryota; Fungi; Glomeromycota; Glomeromycetes; Paraglomerales; Paraglomeraceae
Source: the annotation of a GenBank genome assembly
AUGGUCAUCGACGAGGAAGACAUUUUUCUCGGCGCCACUACCACGGUUAGCCUCACCAAGGAUAACCCACUAGUUGAAACAAAUACAACUGUGACCAGACGUAAUGAUAUCUUCUCCUCUGCGCUGGCUGGAUCUGGCGACCAGGAAUUUGUCAAGAAUGUCGUUGGAAUAUUCGUUCAGAAUUGCGCGAACACGACUGAAUUGGAUUCAACUUGUAUAGAACUCGACUUGCGAGGAGUUGAAUUUCAAGCCAUGCCUAGUGGCUUACACACUAUCAGUCAGGAUGUAAUAUAUUUUUCGAGAAACCAUUACAAUGGUAUCGCAGCGUUUAAAAACCUUCCAUUGUUCGACCAAUCGAUAGACAGAGGCGCACGAAUGGCCUCUGUUGGUAUCGUCGUUUCUGCAACGUCAGAUACUGGUCCAUGUGGACAGCCAUGGAGGCAUCUUGAAUUUCUAAAAAGUGAAGUCGG